AUGGAGAAGCGAGGCCGACUUGGAAAGCCUUUGUUAGGCCAGAAUCCUCCGGCGGCACAGGCGGCGCCUCGGAAAGAGAGGAGACCGAGCAUGUUCGAGAAAGAGGCAUAUGCCCAGAUCUUGAGGGAAAGACUGCGAGACUCCAUACACGAUGUCCAGUAUGUGGAGCCGCCCUUCGAUGACUCGAUUGCUGACAUAGGUAAAGAGUGGAAGAGCGCCCUGGCAAAGUUAAAGUUUGCUAAUUCAUACAGAAUGGAGCCGCUGAAGAGAUUCCAGGCCCAUACUGUAGAAAUGAAAGUCCAGCAGAUACUAACGGAAAGUCUCAAAGAUGUGAAAUACGACCAGAAGGUCUUCUCUCACUUGUCGCUGGAUUUGGCAGACCGCAUAUUGUUAGCAGUCAAGGAGUUUGGGUACUCCCGUUAUAAGUUCAUUGUAAAAAUAUUAUUUAUUCAAAAGACUGGCCAGGCAAUAAAUGUUGCCAGCAGAGGGCUCUGGGACGUUGCGUGGGACAGUUGGGUCGCAGCUAAACAUGAAACAGAGAGUUACAUUGCCUUGGCCUUGGUGUUUGCUCUGUACUGUGAAUAG
This is a messenger RNA of Orycteropus afer afer, 585 nucleotides long. RefSeq names its product dynein light chain Tctex-type 2 (gene DYNLT2). The transcript has 4 exons. Gene Ontology annotation, cellular component: cytoplasmic dynein complex; cytoplasm. The coding region runs from base 1 to 585 and encodes 194 amino acids. Gene Ontology annotation, biological process: microtubule-based movement. Gene Ontology annotation, molecular function: dynein intermediate chain binding. Lineage: Eukaryota; Metazoa; Chordata; Mammalia; Tubulidentata; Orycteropodidae. The record is from RefSeq and is a predicted model, not a curated record.